UGCUUGUGGACAGUAAAAUGGAAGAUGAUGUUGCAGAUAGUUGGGAAGACGCGGCUGAUAAUGGGGAAAUAGACAGAAGACUAGAAGCAAAGCUGAAGAUUGUACAAAAGGAAAGAAAGUCAAAGUCUCCCUCCAGAGCUCCAGUCAUAAUUCAGGAUGACACCUUUCCUGCAGCUCCUCCCCAACAAAUACGUAUUUUAAAGAGACCGACAAGUAAUGGUGUAAUUACUAAUACAAAAGUUACAAGCAAGCCAGUACAGCCAGUGACAUCACUUGCCCAGCGUGAGGCAGAGUAUGCAGAGGCAAGGAAGAGGAUCUUAGGAAGUGCUUGUCCAGAAGAAGAAGAAGAGCAGGAUAAACCACAGCAGGAGAGAACAGUUUUUGCCAUCCCGCCUUGUUUGAAUCUUCUUUCCGCAAAUUCUCACGGUAACGGAUUAUUGUAUUCUGGUUUUAACCAAGACCAUGGGUGUUUUGCAUGUGGAAUGGAGAAUGGAUUCAGAGUGUAUAACACUGAUCCCCUUAAAGAGAAGGAAAAGCAAGAUGACAGCAUACCACAGCCAGCGAAUAAUAUUGAAUUGAUAAAUUAUUGGUUAAAUUGUGAAGCUAUGUAUUUGUAG
Molecule: messenger RNA, 617 nt
Organism: Protopterus annectens (West African lungfish)
Lineage: Eukaryota; Metazoa; Chordata; Ceratodontiformes; Protopteridae
Gene: SZRD1
Product: SUZ RNA binding domain containing 1
Exons: 2
Coding region: 18-617 (199 amino acids)
Source: RefSeq, a predicted model, not a curated record